Molecule: messenger RNA, 576 nt
Organism: Salarias fasciatus (jewelled blenny)
Lineage: Eukaryota; Metazoa; Chordata; Actinopteri; Blenniiformes; Blenniidae
Product: translocase of inner mitochondrial membrane 17 homolog B (yeast)
Exons: 6
Coding region: 18-539 (173 amino acids)
Biological process (GO): protein import into mitochondrial matrix
Cellular component (GO): TIM23 mitochondrial import inner membrane translocase complex
Molecular function (GO): transmembrane protein transporter activity
Source: RefSeq, a predicted model, not a curated record
UCCUGACCACAACAAACAUGGAGGAAUAUGCACGCGAACCUUGUCCCUGGAGGAUUGUGGAUGACUGCGGCGGUGCUUUCACCAUGGGUGCAAUUGGUGGAGGCUUAUUCCAGGCAGUAAAGGGCUUUCGAAAUGCUCCUGCUGGUGUUGGACACCGGCUGAGAGGCAGUGUGAAGUCAGUGCGAGUCAGAGCUCCGCAGAUCGGAGGCAGCUUUGCCGUGUGGGGAGGACUUUUCUCCACAAUCGACUGCGGUUUAGUUCGGCUGAGAGGAAAAGAGGAUCCUUAUAACUCCAUAGCGAGCGGUGCCCUGACCGGGGCCAUCCUCGCAGCACGCAGUGGGCCUUUAACCAUGAUGGGCUCGGCCAUGAUGGGAGGAAUUCUACUGGCUGUCAUCGAGGGGUUUGGCAUUCUCCUGACACGAUACACAGCGCAGCAGUUUCAGAAUCCGAUUCCCUUUGCGGACGACCCCGGUCAGUCACCUCCAAAGGACGGUGAUCAACAGCAGCAGCAGCAGGAAGAGAAAGGCUGGUUUCAGUAGAGAGCGUCAAGACCCGAGGCCCACUGUGAACACAGUG